This is a messenger RNA of Sparassis crispa, 1815 nucleotides long. RefSeq lists its product as hypothetical. The coding region runs from base 1 to 1815 and encodes 604 amino acids. The transcript is spliced from 6 exons. Gene Ontology annotation, cellular component: MIS12/MIND type complex. The record is from RefSeq and is a predicted model, not a curated record. Gene Ontology annotation, biological process: mitotic sister chromatid segregation; cell division. Lineage: Eukaryota; Fungi; Basidiomycota; Agaricomycetes; Polyporales; Sparassidaceae.
AUGCUACCGACACAUUCCCAGCCACCAACUUCGAAACGGAAGGAAACAGACGACGGCAACCCACUGAGCAAGGCCACCAAACGACUAAAGAAAGAGGGAUCGACAAAGGCGGGCUCAGGGAGCAAACGAAAGUUGAAUGGGGAGGAGCAGCCAGGCGGCCUCGUCAUUGUACGCGCGCCCUCAGCGCGUCCGCGGUCCGCACAGGGAGGUGAAACGCUGCAGGUCGAGUCUGUCCCGCAGUCGCGAGCAUCUUCGCGCCCACCAUCUGCUCCACCACAUCAGCGCUCCACCGGCGAAUCAUCUAAGCCUCCCGCGAAGAAGUUCAGAGCUGACGGCACCGCCUCAUCCACGCGCGUGGUCUCGAAGAGCAAAGACAGGGAGGUCUUCACUAGUAACCGGGCAGAGCCAGAGGUCGAUGAGGAUGUGCGGUUGAUGCAGUCCGAGACAGAUACUCUUCGUCGGCGCUCGCAGGCGGCCGAGCAGUCCGCCGGCUCACUGAAUAACAAUGUUCAGUUCCUGCCCUCUAAAUCACCACGGCCACCCUCGAAUCAGAGAGUACAUGAUACUUCGCUACCACUACCGCAACAAGAAACUCCUCGGAUUGAGCGAAACAGGUUCAUGCGAGGGGAAGAGCCAAACCAUAGACGGAAGCGGUCGCUCAGUCGCGGUAAGCGGAUAAGCUCGAGCUACGAAAACACCGGCGUGAUCUCACACCCACACACGUCGGUCUCCGAUACUAGUUUCCACAAACACAUUGACGGCGAUCUUCCGGAACCCCAACGCGUCUGUCAGCUACUGAUAUGGUGCACACACCGCGCCAUGAAUGAACUCACCGACUUAUCAAGUCGUGCACCUUCAGAGCAGUCAUCGCACGCAUCAACCUCAAGACGAGAGGCGAAAAAACCUGGCAGAGACCCGCCCCCGCUAUCUACAGAUGGCAUUCAACUUCUGAAGAGGGUGGAGGAGGGCGUGAUGAAGAUGUUGGCGGAGAAGAAAAUCGAUACCAAUGUGUAUAGCUCUGGCGGGGUGUUGGACGCACGUGUGACCAAGCCAUUGAGGGAGAAUGAGCAGAACGUGAAGAAUCGAGCAAGGGAGGCUAGGUUCAACGCUCAUAAUCAGCGGUCCAGGGCCGAAGAUCUUGCCUGGAGCAAGGUGCAAGAUAACUAUAACGCGUACCGGAGCGAAAUUUUGGAGGAGAUCAGCAAGCUCGAGUCGGCGAAGUCCAAGGGGAAGCAGCGAGCAUCUGCAGACCAGCUCGACGAAUGGGAAGUAAACGAGUACGACUUGCCUCCUCAUUUCCGAGGCGGCGAGAACGUCGGUUUAGCCCGCAAGAUCAUCUCCGCUGGGUCGGACGGGAAGAGUCCGUUGCGAAGUCGUCUGGAGGAGCUGGAGUACGCGAUGGAUCGCCUCCACACCAUCGCCAAUUCUGCGUUGCACACAACGCGGAUGUCGGAAAUGGACCUCGAUCGUCGGUUCGCUCUGCUGAACAUCUCACUCGGUGCCCGCACGCAAGCCGCGCCAUCGGCGCUGCCCUCGUCUUCCACCUCUCUAUCAUCGUAUCUUCCCCCGAGUCUCACGCGUCCAUCGCCGACGACCGACCCUCAAGACCUACUACGAGCGCUAUCUCGCGUCGACGCGCAAAGGCCGCAAGCGCAGGUCGGUGAUGCGGCGCGGCGAGCUGUCAGGGAGGUGCAGCGCGCCCACGAUGCCACAAGUGGGGUGGCGGAAAGACGACUGACGGGUGUGCCUCCACCAACGCCGCGAAAGCCUCCAGGGACACCACGACGAGCUACCACACCUGGGAAGGGACGAUGA